AUGGCUAUUUACGGAGAUUGUGCAAACCACGUAAUUUUUGUUUCGCAAUCAGAUUUUAAUCUUGAAACAUCAAAUGUCAAAUGUAACAAAAAAGACCUUGCCAAAGAGGUUAACAUUACUCCUAACUAUGAUUUUAAAGAUGAAAAUUGUGUAGAUAGCAUUGAAUUUGGUCCAGAAGAGAAGGAAGAUGAUGUUUGA
This is a messenger RNA of Racocetra fulgida, 198 nucleotides long. NCBI's taxonomy places the organism in Eukaryota, Fungi, Glomeromycota, Glomeromycetes, Diversisporales, Gigasporaceae. The record is from the annotation of a GenBank genome assembly.